GUUCAGAUCAGUGCUUUAAACACCAAAGAAAAACAAUGUUUUCAAAAAUUUUAGGAAUUGCCCUUUUGGCAACUUACAUCAACGCCCAGUACCACGAGCAACAAGGACACGGUUCUUCCUACAUUUCUUUCACACAAGAUGCAGGACAUUCUGGACUCGGAUUAGGCUCUUUGGGUUUGAGUGGAGGCGCCGGAUCUUCUCUUGGUGGUUCAAUCGGGCAUGCCAUUCCCGUAAUUCAGACUGAAAGUCACCAUGAGGAACACCACGCUCCAGCUAAGUACCAGUUCAAAUAUGGCGUACAAGAUAAACACACCGGUGAUAUCAAGCAACACGAAGAAACUCGUGACGGACAUGUAGUUAAAGGAUCGUACUCUCUCCAUGAACCCGAUGGUACCAUUUUGACUGUGCACUACACUGCUGAUAAGAAGAGUGGCUUCAAUGCGGUGGUUCAAAGGUCCGGACAUGCUACUCACCCCCAGAAGUCUCACCAUUAA
Molecule: messenger RNA, 494 nt
Organism: Zophobas morio
Lineage: Eukaryota; Metazoa; Arthropoda; Insecta; Coleoptera; Tenebrionidae
Product: adult-specific cuticular protein ACP-20-like
Exons: 4
Coding region: 36-494 (152 amino acids)
Cellular component (GO): extracellular matrix
Source: RefSeq, a predicted model, not a curated record